CUAGAUGUAGAGUGGUCAGCUUCAAGCCCUGGUGGCUUUAUCCCCAUCUGCCAGGAAUCGAACCUAAGUUGUACUGACUGAUCAUAAUAUAUUCCUCUUAAUCCAAAAUGAGGACUGAUCCAUGAUUCACAGCCUUGAAAAUAAACACUAUAACAGAAUGGCAAACUUUAUUCAAAAUGCACAACAUGAACCUAACUGCAAAUAAAAUUUACACCCAGAAUUGUCAUGAACUGGUUACUUUUAUGAGAAUUCGGUCCACCAUUGAAUAAAAGCUGCAUCUGUUUUUUCAGCUAAAUUGAACAUUAAUAAAAAUAACAAUGUCAGAAUCCAACAUCCAAUGGAGAUCAGUAUAAAAAAUUAUGCAUAUGUUGUGAAUUCCGUUUGUAGGUAAAAAUGUACAAGCUUGUGUACAUAGUUUCCUCUACACCCUACUGAGUUUUCAUAUGAAGUUUGUGGGUUGCGAAAAUAAUCGUGUACAGAAGUACAUAUAUAUAAUGUAGCAAAUACUUCAGAAUUUGCUGUGUGUAAAUUGGUCGACUGACAUACUUUUUUAUGCUUUCAUAUAAAAACAUUUCAUUCUACAUAUGUAAAACAAACACAGAACAAAACAUUCUUUUAUUCAUAAGGUGAAGUAAAAAGAAGAAAAAUUUCAACUUAUAAAUAAAUAUCCAUUGUCCACAAGUUUUUAAAAAAAGGUGCACAACCAAAACAUGAAUGAGAGUCAAUCCACACUUUCACUGCACUUCAGAAGCUACACUGCAAAUCUGUCUCAUCAGAUAAAGUUUUUCAUCUUGGCUUUGGAGAAGGCAGGUUUCUGCCUUACAUAUCUCUUUAUUAUACAACGUAUUCUCAGACAAGUACUGCUUAUUACAGUUUUACUUCACAGAAACAAGAAUUGUCAUUUUUGUCAUAAACUAAACAAUAUGACGCAUAUGUUGUUCCCUGGUGAUUGGUUCCAACACUGAACUAAUUUUUUAGUUAUUCCUAAAUAAUUCCCAACCCAUCCAUGCCCACAAUGAAAAAAAUAAAUACACAGGUACAAUAACAAGACACAGGCAGUAAUAAUAUUCCGCAUCCGAGAUCAUGUCUGUACCAUUUGGAAUUACGCCAACAUGGUGAAAUAUUUUCCGUAGAUGAAGUCCAGCUAAUUAUAAUGAAUGAAACAGUGAUUAGCAUAAAAAUGCAUCUCUAAAUUACAUAUAACAGCUCCGGAACAACAAUUUCAAUAAAGGUGUAAUUUCCAGUUUUUGUGCAAGUUGAAGUUAAUUAAGAUUUACUGCAUACAUUUCCUUGCAAAAAUCAGUCACCACAAACUCCAGAUCAUAAUUUCAAGCAACGCACGCAUUCUUCGUAAUAAUUAACUACGUAAUCACCACGUCACCUAGACACAUACACACUAACUAAGAUUUCAUGUUCAUGGUACUGUUGGAUGUUGGAUACUACUGGUACUAUUUCACGCUGCCAUGUUUCAUUGUCGUUCAUUAUCAUGCGCUACUCGAACGUCAGAUACCACGGAUCAUAUUAAAAAGUCAUAACCAGUCGUACUACAAUAAGAAGAGCUGUAUGUGGGUAGGUAGCACAAAAAUCAGAGUCUGUGAUAUUUAAGCUGUCAUGAAGGAGGUGCUGUUCCAGGAUAUACCUAGCAGAAAUGAUCAGAUUUCUUGCAUAUUGGAAUUGAUUGGACAACCAGGGGAACCAGUACCACCAGCAAUAUUUGUGUUCGGCCAUACUGCGACAGGAAAAACGUUGGUGGUCACCCGUGUAUUGGAGGAACUCCAGUACAUCCAUGCUGUAGUAAACUGUGUUGAAUGUUACAUGCCACAAUUACUUUUUGAACCAAUACUCAACAAGAUACAUGGACAUGAACUGUCUUCUGCAAACAAGUAUGCCCCAUAUGCUAGCUGUGACAAUAUGAUGGAUUUUGUCAGUUGCCUCAAAAACUCAAAAAUUGUGGCCCAGGAGAAGAAACCAUGUGUAAUUGUUCUGGACAAAUGUGAGAAACUCCGAGAUAUGGAUACCACCCUUCUUCCAGCAUUUCUUCGGCUUCAAGAACUGACUAAGAUGUUCCAUCUGUGUGUCUUUCUCCUUAGUGAUGUUGUGUGGGAAAAAUUCCGUAUAAGGGAAGGCUUCCAGGAGCCAAUACAAAUCCAUUUUCCGCAGUAUACAAAAGAUGAGCUUGUGGAAAUUUUGUUACGGGAUCGUCCAUCAGGAGACAAAUGGCCAGAUGAUGUAUACUGCAGCUAUGUGAAACUUUUCUUGGGCAUCUUUUAUAGAGCAUGCCGAGAUCUCAACGAACUGAGAUAUAUGGCGCAACUCAAUUUUCCAAAAUAUUGUGAUCCAAUACUAAAGGGAGAGUCAAAGAUGGAUGAUGUUAACAAACUGUGGAGACAUAUAACACCACACCUCCGGUCAUCAUUAGCACAACUAUAUCUUAGGACAGCAUCCAGUUAUAGUCUGGAAGAGACUUUGAAGCCAGCAGCUCUGUCUUCAUCUGAAACAUAUGUUCUGAGUUUUGAUCUACCCUACUAUGCCAAGUUUUUUCUCAUUGCUGCAUAUCUGGCAUCUUACAACCCUGCUAAGGCAGACCGUCAUAUUUUUGUAAAGAAUCGUGGUAAAGACCGCAAGAAGAAGCGACAGAAGAGAAAACAACCAGAGCAACUAUUGGGUCCUAAAGCAUUUGCUCUGGACAGGCUCCUUGCAAUAUUUUAUGCCAUUAUUGGAGAGGAUGUGAACCUGACUGCCAGUCUUUUAUCACAGAUGUCAUCUCUGUUGAGACUGCAGCUACUCACAAUUGUUGGUGAUGAUCACAUUGAUUUACCACGAUACAAAUGUGCUGUGGAUUUUGAAUUUAUCAGUACUGUUGCAAGGACUGUCAGUUUUAACAUAAGGAGAUAUUUGUAUGAAUUCAUGUGAUGAAUAAUUAUGAUGAUAACUAUUACUGGUACUGCUGUAGACUAUUUUGGAAGUCAGUGAAUGUGUGAAGCAGACAAGCAGCAGCAGUAGUUUCUUAUGUAAUUCAGAUGAAACCUACUAAAAUAAUUUAUGCAACUGUGUAUUACAAUUCCUGUGGGGUACAUUAAUUUGAGCUCCAGUAUUACUGGUUUCAAGUGUACAGUUUACAAUUAAAACAUUUUUGUACUAACUACCUACAUGUAGAA
Cryptotermes secundus is the source of this 3158-nucleotide messenger RNA. It is a transcript of the gene Orc5, whose product is annotated as origin recognition complex subunit 5. Lineage: Eukaryota; Metazoa; Arthropoda; Insecta; Blattodea; Kalotermitidae. Gene Ontology annotation, cellular component: nucleus; nuclear origin of replication recognition complex. The record is from RefSeq and is a predicted model, not a curated record. The coding region runs from base 1612 to 2913 and encodes 433 amino acids. The transcript is spliced from 10 exons. Gene Ontology annotation, biological process: DNA replication initiation; DNA replication. Gene Ontology annotation, molecular function: DNA replication origin binding.